CACCCACAGCCGUCCAAUCAGGCUUCGAAUACAUUAUAUUGACAUACGAGUUGACCAAUAAGCGAGCAGUUCUAAAAGUAAUCGGUCCACCCUCCUCAAAGAGAACGCUAGAGAGACUCGGUAAUGGCGACAGGUCUGCCUGCCCAUGUGACAAGGUGUAAUAUGGUGUGGGAGGUAAAGACAGUCCCUAAAAAAGUCCAGGAAACCGAGACAGUUUGCUCCAGCAUGGAUGAGGCCUUUGACCUGCUCAAGUGUAAUGAGGACCUGCCAUCUUCACCAGGCUGCCCCUCUACUGAAGGCCCUAUAGAAUAUGAUGACUUGCCAGAGUUACAGGAAGUGCAGGAUGACCAGUCAUCCCCAGCAGUGUUUCAAGUGACCCCGGGUGUGUCACAUAAAGAGAGGCCUGAGCAAGGUUGGAGCCUGCAGUCAGAGAGUGCUAGCAUCUCUCACACAAACUGGCUCACAGAGUUAGCCAACAUUGCCACCAGUCCCCAAAGUCCUUUACUGCAGAGUGCACCUCACCCCAGGUCCUCGCCUGUGCACAUCUUUGCCCACAGUAACAGUUUACAUUCCUACGCUCGUCCUCCGUUGGCCUCCAGCAGUGCACCCAGUCCUGCUCGUAGCCACAUGAGGGAGCGCCGCCGCACAAGGGCUAGCAGUGAGUCUGAGUCUGGGGUAUUCUCUGUGUCUUCACUGUCUGAUGAUGAUGACAUGGGAUGGUCCCAUUCUUGGCCCUCCACCAUCUGGCACUGCUUUCUGAAAGGCACACGCCUCCGUUUUCACAAAGGGCCAAAUGUGGAGUGGCAGGACGUAGAGGACGUGGCUGAGUAUGAGGAUGAGUCUGAUGAUGAUGGAGGCUUGCACCUAAGUCCCAUUAAAAAAUAUGGAUGUGAGGGGUUAAAACUCGUGGCCCUGGAGGAGACCGUGUCAUUUGGUCAAUCGGUUCUGAAAUUAACCUUUGACCCUGGUUCUCAAGAGGCUGGGCUUCUAACUACUGAGUGCCAAUUGGAUCAUCCAUUUUAUGUAAAAAAUAAAGGUUGGUCCUCCUUUUAUCCAAGCCUUACUGUGGUGCAGCAUGGUAUUCCCUGCUAUGAAAUGCAGAUUGGGGACUUGUGUCUACCUCCAGGACACCGCGAUACCAUCAACUGUGAUGACUCGACUGUUUUUGACACCUUCAGGAGUUAUGACUUCACCCCUCUGGACUCAUCUGCUGUGUAUGUGCUGAGCAGUAUGGCACGCCAGCGGAGAGCCUCCCAGUCAAGCGGAGGUACUGUGAGUCCUGACUGUGACAAGCUGGAGCGUUCUGGCUCUUCACAUCACUCACCUAGUAGCAAAUCACAACGUAGCCACUCGUCAGGGGGAAGUGGAUCCACACCCACAAAAUGCAAACGGCCAAUGAACGCCUUCAUGCUCUUUGCUAAGAAGUACCGAGUAGAGUACACACAGAUGUAUCCUGGGAAAGAUAACAGAGCAAUUAGUGUGAUUCUUGGUGAUAAGUGGAAGAAAAUGAAGAAUGAGGAGAGAAGGAUGUACACCAUGGAGGCUAAAGCACUGGCUGAGGAGCAAAAACGCCUCAACCCAGAUUGUUGGAAACGCAAGAGAACCAACUCGGGUUCUCAGCAGAACUAGCCAUGAGACAAGCCUGGGAGUGAUUAUCUAUGCCAUCUGUUCACCUGUAGAUGUGAGGAGAAUUAACUGUGAUGAU
Tachysurus fulvidraco (yellow catfish) is the source of this 1705-nucleotide messenger RNA. RefSeq names its product HMG-box transcription factor 1 (gene hbp1). Gene Ontology annotation, biological process: regulation of transcription by RNA polymerase II. Gene Ontology annotation, cellular component: nucleus. The record is from RefSeq and is a predicted model, not a curated record. Gene Ontology annotation, molecular function: RNA binding; RNA polymerase II cis-regulatory region sequence-specific DNA binding; protein binding. Bases 124 to 1629 code for a protein of 501 amino acids. NCBI's taxonomy places the organism in Eukaryota, Metazoa, Chordata, Actinopteri, Siluriformes, Bagridae. The transcript is spliced from 11 exons.